AUGUUUACCAUUCGUUAUUCUACAGCGGUUAUAAAAACGUUAUGUCGUUCGUUUAAUUCGUCUACGAAAGAAAUUAUCAAUGAAAAGAACGGUUCGUGUUGUGUUGAUCCUGGAGCAAAACAGAUUUACGAUGCAAAAGGACACGAAGAGAAACUAGCUGGAAUAGCAACAUACAAAACUGGUCAAGGAAAAUCAACAAUUGUCAUUUUUACCGAUAUUUUUGGUUUCUCUUUUAUUAACAUACGCAAAAUAGCUGAUACAUAUGCACAGGGUACAAAAGCAACUGUUCUCGUACCCGAUCUCUUUAAUGGUGAUUCAAUGAAUCCGAACGAACCGAAUUUAUUCGAUAAAUUACCAGCAUGGCUUCAAAAACAUCCUCCAACAGAUGCUUGUACUGUGGCUGAUAAAAUCAUUUCAAUUAUCAAACGACACUAUGACUCUAUUCAAGUUGUCGGUUUCUGCUACGGUGGGAAAAUAGUGAUUCAUUUGAUAACCCAUCCUGAAUUAUCUUCGUCGGUGAAAGCAGGUGUUGUAGCUCAUCCAUCGUUUCUAGUCAAAGAAGAAGCAAAUCAAAUAAAACGUCCGAUUCUAUUUCAAUGUGCUGAAACUGAUGAAAGAUUUAUACCCGACAUACGUAAACAUUUUGAAAAAGAACUAACUCGAACUGGUCUUGGAAAAUUUAUCGAUUAUCCUGGCACUACUCAUGGAUUUGUUGUUCGACCUGACGGCACUCCACAAGUUGAAAAACAAAAGAAUAAAGCUAUUACAGACGCUAUCGAAUAUUUAAAUAAGAAUUUCUAG
Molecule: messenger RNA, 801 nt
Organism: Rotaria sordida
Lineage: Eukaryota; Metazoa; Rotifera; Eurotatoria; Philodinida; Philodinidae
Source: the annotation of a GenBank genome assembly